AACCUCUCACAGACGCCAUUUUGUAAGGAGACGGUCAGAGAAAAGGAAGAAGUCACGCAGACCAGCAAAUUAUAUUUAAAAAGUAAACCAGAAAAAAAACCCCCGUUCUUCGAAACCCAAUUAUCAUCCUUGAGGAAAGAGAAUCAUAUCGUAUGUCCGCUAUUCAGAACCUCCAAAGCUUCGACCCCUUUGCGGAUGCAACUAAGGGUGAUGAUCUGCUCCCGGCAGGGACUGAGGACUAUAUCCACAUAAGAAUUCAGCAGAGAAACGGCAGGAAGACUCUGACCACUGUCCAGGGAAUUGCAGAAGAGUAUGAUAAAAAGAAACUAGUCAAAGCUUUCAAGAAGAAGUUUGCCUGCAAUGGGACUGUGAUUGAGCAUCCAGAAUAUGGUGAAGUGGUUCAGCUGCAGGGUGAUCAGCGCAAGAAUAUCUGCCAGUUCCUUACUGAGAUUGGCUUGGCUAAGGAGGAGCAGCUGAAGGUUCAUGGAUUUUAAGUGAUGCCCAGCCAGAUCCCAACAAUAAAGCUAGACAUUUCUGUUACAGCCCUUGCAGGUUCCAUUUAGAUAAUGACAGCUCCUGAUUUACGACCACGUUUUCCAGCCAUUGGAAAAGGGGACGAUCCAAUGCAAUUAAGGACACCGGCAGAUAGCUUACAAUGUGAUCAGUAUACAAUGUUAAACGGCUGCAAGAGGAAACCGCUGUGGAAAUGAAACACUGGCUUUUUUUUUUUCUAUUUUUUUUGUGUUUUAAUGCUUUAUUUUUUUUUUUACGUGCUUUUAAAAAGCACUUAUUCCAUGUUUAAGUUUUUGUACAACGUUUCAAAAUAAAAUCUGCAGACGUCACUAUGAA
Molecule: messenger RNA, 849 nt
Organism: Acipenser ruthenus (sterlet)
Lineage: Eukaryota; Metazoa; Chordata; Actinopteri; Acipenseriformes; Acipenseridae
Product: eukaryotic translation initiation factor 1b-like
Exons: 4
Coding region: 153-494 (113 amino acids)
Biological process (GO): translational initiation
Cellular component (GO): eukaryotic 43S preinitiation complex
Molecular function (GO): RNA binding; translation initiation factor activity; ribosomal small subunit binding
Source: RefSeq, a predicted model, not a curated record